Molecule: messenger RNA, 2814 nt
Organism: Pediculus humanus corporis (human body louse)
Lineage: Eukaryota; Metazoa; Arthropoda; Insecta; Psocodea; Pediculidae
Product: formate-tetrahydrofolate ligase, putative
Exons: 2
Coding region: 1-2814 (937 amino acids)
Biological process (GO): tetrahydrofolate interconversion
Cellular component (GO): cytosol
Molecular function (GO): methenyltetrahydrofolate cyclohydrolase activity; formate-tetrahydrofolate ligase activity; methylenetetrahydrofolate dehydrogenase (NADP+) activity
Source: RefSeq, a predicted model, not a curated record
AUGGAAUUGCCAAAAGUUCGUGGGAUUUUACUGUCGGGAAAUGAAGUAUCAAAAGAAAUAAGAAACGAAUUAACCGUAAGAGUGGAAAAACUAAAAGAAAAAAUUCCUGGUUUUGUACCUGGAUUGGCUAUCGUGCAAGUGGGAGGACGAGAAGAUUCAAAUGUUUAUAUAAGAAUGAAGAUAAAAGCAGCUUUGGAAAUCGGUAUGAAACCUGAUCAUGUUAAAUUACCAAAAUCUACAACCGAAGGAGAAUUGUUAUCGGUUUUACAAAAACUCAACAACGAUCCAGGAAUUCAUGGUAUUAUAGUACAAAUGCCAUUGGAUUCCGAUAAUAAAAUUGAUUCUCAUUUAAUCACCGAUUAUGUUUUACCAUCGAAGGAUGUCGACGGUUUGAAUACGAUCAACGAAGGAAGGGUUUCCAUAGGAGACAUGUCGGGUUUUAUACCGUGCACGCCGAACGGUUGCAUCGAAUUGAUAAAAAGAUCUGGGGUUCCCAUGGCCGGAGCAAAUGCAGUCGUUUUGGGAAGGAGUAAAAUUGUCGGUACCCCUGCUUCAGAACUUUUAAAAUGGCAUAAUGCAACCGUGACCGUUUGCCAUUCGAGAACUAGAAACAUUGAUAAAAUAUGCGCCACGGCUGAUAUUUUAGUCGUCGGAAUUGGAAAACCGGAAUUUGUAAAAGGAAGUUGGAUAAAACCCGGUGCUGUCGUUGUUGAUUGUGGAAUCAAUGCUAUACCGGAUCCCACGAAAAAAACUGGACAAAGAUUAGUCGGUGAUGUUGAUUUUAACGAAGCUAAAGAAAUUGCAUCCUAUAUAACUCCCGUACCUGGCGGAGUUGGUCCCAUGACCGUAGCCAUGUUGAUGACGAAUACUGUCAUAUCGGCUGAAAGAGCUGUUGAUAAAAUAUUGAAUACGUCUUGGAAUCUCAGACCGUUAAGUUUAAAAUUAAAAGAACAAGUUCCGUCUGAUAUUGAAAUUUCAAGAGCACAAGAACCCAAAGAUAUUACACUAUUGGCAGAAGAAAUUGGAUUACAACCGAAUGAAGUUUUGCCAUACGGAUCGAAAAAAGCAAAAAUUAGUACGUCUGUUUUAAAUCGGUUACAAAAUCAAAAAUCAGGAAAAUUGGUAGUAGUUGCUGGUAUUACACCGACUCCUCUUGGCGAAGGUAAAAGCACGACAACUUUAGGAUUGGUGCAAGCUUUGGCGGCACACAAAGGUAAAAAUGCCAUCGCGACCAUAAGGCAACCAUCUCAAGGUCCUACGUUUGGAAUAAAAGGAGGAGCUGCUGGUGGAGGUUAUUCUCAAGUUAUACCAAUGGAAGAAAUGAAUUUACACUUGACCGGAGACAUCCAUGCCGUUACGGCAGCUAAUAAUCUUUUAGCUGCUCAAAUUGAUGCUCGUAUAUUUCAUGAAGCCACUCAAACAGACGAAGCAUUAUACAAUCGAUUGGUACCAUUGAUAAAAGGCCAUCGUAAGUUUUCAGAAGUUCAGCUACGGAGAUUGGCAAGACUUAAAAUUCAAAAAACAGAUCCAGACUCAUUGACACCGGAAGAAGUGAGCAAAUUCGUAAGGCUAAAUAUCGAUCCGACCACAAUUACCUGGCGUAGAGUCAUAGAUACGAAUGAUCGCUUUUUGAGAAAAAUCACAAUAGGACAGUCGGCGACAGAGAAGAAUAUGACUCGAGAAACUGGUUUUGAUAUUUCCGUUGCGAGUGAAGUAAUGGCGAUAUUGGCUUUGGCUAAAGAUUUAAAUGAUAUGAAGAAAAGAUUAGAAAAAAUAGUAAUUGGAAACGACAAAUUCGGAAACGAGGUUACAGCUGAUGAUUUAGGUGCAACAGGAGGUAUGGCAAUUCUGCUUAAGGAUGCGAUGGAUCCAAAUUUAAUGCAAAGCUUGGAAGGUACACCUGUGAUAAUUCAUGCGGGACCUUUUGCAAACAUUGCACACGGAUGUUCUUCAGUUAUAGCAGAUUUGAUUGCAUUAAAGCUGGUGGGACCCGAUGGAUUCGUUGUUACAGAAGCUGGUUUUGGAUCUGAUAUUGGCAUGGAAAAAUUUUUUGACAUUAAAUGCAGAUCAUCUGGACUAGUUCCAAAUGCUGUGGUUUUAGUUGCCACAGUAAGAGCGUUAAAAAUGCAUGGUGGAGGCCCAACGGUUACUUCCGGAGCCCCACUUAAAAAGGAAUACGUAGAAGAAAACUUGGAACUUCUCGAAAAGGGUCUCGUGAAUUUGAAAAGACACAUAGACAAUGCCAGAUUGUUCGGAGUGCCAGUCGUAGUUGCCAUUAAUUCAUUUGCAACGGAUACGGAAAAUGAAAUUGCUUUGGUGAAAAAUUUUUGUAUUCAAAAUGGAGCUUUCGAUGCCGUUAAAUGUUCUCAUUGGGCUUACGGAGGAGCUGGAGCCACAGAAUUGGCCGAUGCUGUACAAAAAGCUUGUUCUCAACCACCUAAUUUUCAUUUCUUGUACGACCUCAAUCUAUCAUUAGAAGAUAAAAUAAAUUGUAUUGCCAAAAAUGUGUAUGGUGCAGGUUCGGUAAAAAUGAGCCCAAAGGUCGUUGAAAAAUUAAAAGAAUACUCUAAAAAAGGAUACGGUGUGUUUCCCAUGUGCAUGGCAAAGACUGCUUUGUCCAUUACAGGAGAUCCAGCUAUAAAAGGAGCUCCCACUGGAUAUGUGUUGGAAAUAAACGAUGUUACGGCUUCGGUUGGAGCAGGUUUUAUAAUUCCCAUAGUCGGUGAAAUUUCUAAAAUGCCUGGAUUGCCCACAAGGCCGUGCAUUUACGAUAUGGAUUUAACUGAAGAUAAAGUUAUUCAUGGAUUAUUCUAG